Molecule: messenger RNA, 1650 nt
Organism: Periconia digitata
Lineage: Eukaryota; Fungi; Ascomycota; Dothideomycetes; Pleosporales; Periconiaceae
Source: the annotation of a GenBank genome assembly
AUGGACCGUAAAAAAGGAUCAAUCACUCGGACCACCACAUCAUAUAAUGCGCCGCAUUUUCUUGUCCCCCUCCCCAACUUUACCUCCACGUGCACCAUGAAUUUGAUGAGCAUUCCACCGGAGCUGCGGCUAUACAUUGCAAGACGCUACAGUUUGAUAGAUCCACGUUAUUCUGAGAAAGACUACUUGCAAUACAACACAAAUAGUCUGAUAUGGGAUCGUACCAAAAAAGCCAUAGACAGCCCGAAGAUUGUACAAUAUGUGGAGAGGAUCAAUUUGCCAUCCACCCGAGUACUAGUCUGGGAUGCUGACGGGGAUUCUGACCGCGAGGACGAGAUAAGUGCCAGCUCCCCCCAAGUUUUGCCAGAAGAACUUGUCGACUUGUACCUGAAUCAAGCCAGACAGCACCCGAUACUGGAACAGCUGGUGAGGGACUUCCGCCAUGGACAACAAGAUACUUUCGGCACGGAUUGGCGCUUUGAACAAUCGGUUCGGGUAGGGUCAGAUGCGCCCAUUGUUACGAUUUUGCUUUCUAUGACAUGCAAUCUGAAAACACUAUGCUUCACCGAGAUCGGUGGGCUAGAGGACGAGUUCGCCGAUUUUAUUAAGCGGGUGUCGCUGGCUUAUAGGGAUCCGAAACAAGUACAGUUUUUGCCCUUUCAGACCCUGAGUAGGGUUUCCGUCUCCCAUGAGUUUCCCGAUUAUUGCUGCGCUGCGGAGUGGGCGAUUUGGUUUCUCCGUAUUCCUACACUACAAAAGUUUGCCUCCUGGGGUAUGGGCGACGGAAUAGAUGACAGCUACGCUGCCGAAGACACCAAUCCCGAGUACUCUGAAUUAGUCACACAUGGGCUCCAAGACUAUCACAUAUCAAAUGUCAAACAACUAUGGUUUAAGCAAAGCCUUUUCGCUCCUGCAGCCAUUGAUCAGAUAAUACGUACAACAAAGACUUUGCAAGCUUUUACGUACUUUGGCGACUGUUUAAUCAGCGAAAUUGGCUUUUUUUUGCCCCGAAGGAUCGUUGCAGCUUUGGUGGAACACGCUGGACACUCUUUGGAGGAUCUUCUUCUCUGGGCUAAACCUGAGCACCCCGAUUUUGAACACGAUCAGGAUUUUGAUCACGCAUCACUGUACGGAUUCGAAAAGCUGAAGCGACUCCGAUGCAGAUGGUCUAUUUUGAAAGGUGAACUAGAUGUGAACGACCACGAAGAACCACUCUCUGAAGCAGGUCAUGGCAGUGAAUCCAAAAGCGAGCGAACUGAUCUCGUUAAUUUUUCAGCUCGCUCAUCGGAUACGGUGGUAGAUGUUGGCGACGACAAGUCGCUCUCCGGGGAAAAUCUUGGCAUCGGAUCUUACAAAGACUUUGUUGAUCUUGCGAAGGUUUUGCCGCAAUCAUUAGAGGAAUUGCAACUUGAUACAGACCCAGGGGAUAAGGGGUUGAUAGCUUCGUUUAUGGCAUUGGUGGCUGGAAAGGAAACCAACUUUCCCAACCUCAAGCAGGUCUAUUUUCAGCCUCAUGCAGAUGAGUCGGACGCGGAAAUGCAGGAGUUGAUUCAGGCACUGAGGGAGAAAUCAAUCGUGUUUGGGAUUCUGGAUAACGAUCUAUGGUAUAUGGAUCAUGAGGAGUUCCUGACACUUGAAUAUUAUGGAUAG